AUGCCGCCCUCUAGAAGAGGAGAGCGCACGGCUGCCCCAAUGACUGCUCCCGCCGAACCAGCCCCUGUUGACUUCUCCAUCAUCGAGUCCCACAAAGAAAACAUUCAAGCCCUCCCAUCCGGCCGCUCCGCCCGCAAGCUCGCCGACCUGUUCACCCGCUCUCCCCUCGCACAACAGGCCACCCCGACGUCGCUAGCCAACCGCCCUGAGAUUGAGCGCGCUCGGGCAGAGUUCGAGGAAGAGAUUAAGAAUUUGGGGGAGAGCGAUGAUCCACUGGAUGUAUAUGAUCGGUAUGUGAAGUGGACGUUAGAUACGUUCCCCAGUGCACAAAAUACGAAAGAGUCGGGAUUGGGGGAAUUACUGGAAAGAGCGACGAGGGAGUUCGUCCGAUGGGGGGAGUACAAGAACGACGUGCGGUAUUUGAGACUCUGGGUAUAUUAUAUCCAAUGGUUUUGUGAUGCGCCUAGGGAAGCCUUCGUCUACCUUGCGCGGAACGGGAUUGGAGAGGGGUUGGCCAUGUACUAUGAAGAGUAUGCCGGGUGGUUGGAGAGCGUGGGGCGGUGGGCGCAGGCUGAGGAGGUGUGGAAGUUGGGAAUUGAGAGAGAAGCGAGGCCCGUGGGGAGGCUGGUGAGGAAAUUUGGAGAAUUUGAACGAAGGUGGGAGAGGGUUAGACAGGAAGAGGGGGAGGAAGGGGGGCCGAGAAGUCCGGCGAUUCCACCAGUUAGGAGGGCGUUAGCGGAGAGGGUUGAUCCCUUUAGUUUAGAUGCUGCGCCUAGGGAUCCGCAGGCCCAGAGGCAGGAUGCUCGGGGGGUUGGAGGGGCGGCCAGCAAGCCGAAGAGCAAGCUGCAGAUCUUUUCUGAUGCUGAUUCCAAGCAGCAGCAGCCGGCCAUACCUGCUAAGAGCGGCUCAGGAUCGUCGGCAUCGUCUAAGGGAUGGGACAGCAUCGACACGAUGGCGAACCGCAAGAAGGAGAACGUGAUGGAGCCGAAGCCCUGGGCAGGCGAGACGCUGAAGCAAGCCAGCGGCACGAAGAAACCUGCUGGCCCGAAGCUGCAGGUCUUCCGGGAUCCGCUGCAGGUUACGGUGAACCCGGCUACGGGGAAGAAGGAGCGGGUAUUUGUCGAUUUGCGGGCCGUGUACCCCACGCCGGAUGAGCCCGGGACGGAGUUGAGUUUUGAGGAGGUUUGGGCGAGGAAUAGGGGAUGGUUGGAUGUUGAGUGGGAGAGUGAAGAGGAAGAAGAGGCGGUGUCCAUGAUGAUGGACGAGACUGCUAUUACCGAGAUGGGAGAGAGGACCCCUGUGGCCGGGAGUAGGAUGGUCCGUUUGGAUGAGAACGGGAAUCCAAUCCUGACCAGGGAGGUGAGGAACAGGAAGAAGAAGGUUAUUGAGAAGAUGGCUAACACCCCCACAGUCAAAGUCAACCUCGAUUCUCCCACCGGCCCGCGGACUCUCAAGAAAAAGAAAAAGCGCCGCUCGACCAUCGAGCCGUCCGUCAUGUCUGUGUCCAGCUACGAGAUGCCCACCACCAUGACCAUCCACACCAAGGAGGCCCAGGACGACAUCUACGACAUCUUCAACGCGCCCGAGGCUCACCGCGCGACCGGCGAGAUCAGCCAGUUCGACCGGCAGUUCGAGUCGGAUGACUAUACGUGUGGUGAGACGACUUACAUGACGAACAAGUCCUCCGUGCGUGGGGACAUUACCCGCGUUGAAGAGGAGGAUGAAGACGGGGAAGAGGAGAAUGAUGGAGCGAGCGAAUGGUCAGAGUUCUCCCGCAAGGACGUGCAUGGUUUAGAUGGGCCCUCGACGGCAGAUACGACGGGGAAUUCGGAUCUUAUCGACAUGCGGGAGGACUGUCCCCCUCAACAAUCUCGUCCUAGGAGCAGCUUCAUCCCCGUCCCCCCCGAAGACUAUGUCCCUCCUCCCCGCAGGCCGUAUCGUGACCCCACAGAGCUAGCGAGCCGUCGUCUGCCGUUCAUGACCCCUAUCACGGAGAGGACGGAGACGAGUCUGACUUGUUUGACCGCUGCUAGGAGCGUGUUGGGAAAGACGCCUUGUCGGGAUAGAAAGGGGGCGAGUCCGUUGAUGGAGGAGGAGGAGGAGGAGGAAGAGGAGGAUGCGGAAAACCAAGGACCGGAAAGUCCGAGUAGAGGGGACGGGUUCGGGAGUGGGAGGAAGAUGAGACUACCGAUGAUGCAGAAGAGCGUGCCAGUAUUCAGGGAGGAAGAGCGGAGUCAGGGUCAGGCAGGACAGAGGAGACCUUUUGCCCCAAAGCCGGCUCAGCCCCUGGCCCCGAAAACCCCCCUUGCGCCGAAGGGACCGGUGAUCAAAGAGCAGCAGGUUAACCCCAUGGACGAGGGGAUCAGGCUUCAGAUCCUCAAGCAGCUCUCCCCGUCUCUGACCUCCUACGGAGGUUUCUUCGACAACACCAAUCAAACCCAUGGCCGGGCGGCCGAAAUCAGGAAGUACAUCAAGACUAUCAGCAAAAACCGCAGCAGCACCGACAAAGCGGCCUCCAGCCUCAACGGCACGGGCAUAGUCCUCUCCUUCCCUGGCGCGAAGGGUCGGUAUACAAUUCGAAGGGAGCUGGGAGCGGGCGCGUUUGCGCCGGUUUAUUUGGUGGACAACUCCGCCCCUGACGAGGAUGAGGAUGAGCAGAGCGAGACGCAUGAUGAGAAUGCCGUCAUCCGGAGGGGGAGCCCGUAUUUGCGACGUCGCGCCCGCGAGGCAAUCAAAAUGGAAGACCCACCGUCUACUUCGGCGUGGGAGUUUUACAUGAUGCGGCUGGCGCACUCCCGACUCGGCCCGCAGCAUCGGGCUACGGCGUCGCUGUCACCAGCCCUAGAGCUGCAUUUGUAUCGGGAUGAAGGCUUCCUCGUCAUGCCGUACUACCCGCACGGCACGCUCCUCGACGUAGUCAACUUCUUCCGCUCCGCCGAAUCCUCCGGCGUGAUGGACGAAGUCCUGGCGAUGUUCUUCGCGAUCGAAGUCCUGCGCACCGUCGAAGCGUUACACACCAAGGGAAUCUUACACGGCGAUCUGAAACCGGAUAAUUGUCUCUUGCGUCUACCCGACGAGAGCGACGUCCAGAACCAGCAUCUCGUCGCGCAGUGGACUCCUUCUGGAGCCGGGGGCUGGGCGGCGAGGGGCAUUGUGCUGAUCGAUUUCGGCCGGGCAAUCGACAUGAAAAUGUUCCGUGACGAUGUUGCCUUCAUCGCAGACUGGAAAACAACACCUCAAGACUGUGCCGAGAUGCGCGAGGGCCGCUCCUGGACGUGGCAGAUUGAUUACCACGGCAUCGCCGGGAUACUCUACUGCCUGCUUUUCGGAAAGUAUAUCGAAACUGUCCGCGUCCCGGGAGGUAAUGGGAGGAGGUAUAGAAUAAGGGAAUCGCUGAAGCGUUACUGGCAGCAGGAGAUUUGGAGUGAGGCGUUUGAUUUGUUGUUGAACCCUGGGGAGGCAUGCUAUGGUAAUAAUGGUUAUGAGUUCGUCACUGUCAGGAACUUGAUGGAUGGAUAUGAUAAUGGGUACCAUACCUAG
Messenger RNA from Thermochaetoides thermophila DSM 1495, 3540 nucleotides. RefSeq lists its product as uncharacterized. Lineage: Eukaryota; Fungi; Ascomycota; Sordariomycetes; Sordariales; Chaetomiaceae. The transcript has 4 exons. The coding region runs from base 1 to 3540 and encodes 1179 amino acids. Gene Ontology annotation, biological process: protein phosphorylation; mitotic spindle assembly checkpoint signaling; meiotic sister chromatid cohesion, centromeric. Gene Ontology annotation, molecular function: protein kinase activity; ATP binding. The record is from RefSeq and is a predicted model, not a curated record.